This is a messenger RNA of Strongylocentrotus purpuratus (purple sea urchin), 6236 nucleotides long. Its product is annotated as adhesion G-protein coupled receptor G7. Bases 25 to 3579 code for a protein of 1184 amino acids. Gene Ontology annotation, molecular function: G protein-coupled receptor activity; protein binding. NCBI's taxonomy places the organism in Eukaryota, Metazoa, Echinodermata, Echinoidea, Camarodonta, Strongylocentrotidae. The record is from RefSeq and is a predicted model, not a curated record. The transcript has 16 exons. Gene Ontology annotation, cellular component: membrane. Gene Ontology annotation, biological process: cell surface receptor signaling pathway; G protein-coupled receptor signaling pathway.
UUCUUUCCUUGUUCGAGAUCAAACAUGAACGUGUUAGUGACAUUGGUUUGCGAUGGAUAUUACAACUGUGACAAUUAUGAGGAUGAAUCAUCAUGUAAUUAUUCAGCAACAUAUCUUCAGGAAGGCGAAUCACAUAUCAUCGCCUUACCAUUAACCACUACAAGACGAUUGUAUAACGCAACCUUGAUUCAAACAAACGCUACGAAUGGAUUUCAAGUUGUGUUCCAAUAUUUGCGUCUCUCCCGUUAUGAUGAUUUAGUUCAAAUAGGGACUGGUAACGAUCCGUCUGACAUACAAUCUGUCAUCACAACUAUCAAUGGAUAUAGCUCCUAUGCAAAUGAUGUGUAUGUAAAUACCAAUAAGAUGUGGUUUGCUGCCAUAGGAGCAAAGAGAUUCCCCAGUCUUCGAAUGGACGUUGAGAUUAUCUCUAUUGACCUAUCAGAUUUCUUUCCUUGUUCGGGAUCAAACAUGAACGUGUUUGUGACAUUGGUUUGCGAUGGAUAUUACAAUUGUGACAAUUAUGAGGAUGAAUCAUCAUGUAAUUAUUCAGCAACAUAUCUUCAGGAAGGCGAAUCACAUAUCAUCGCCUUACCAUUAACCACUACAAGACGAUUGUAUAACGCAACCUUGAUUCAAACAAACGCUACGAAUGGAUUUCAAGUUGUGUUCCAAUAUUUGCGUCUCUCCCGUUAUGAUGAUUUAGUCCAAAUAGGGACUGGUAACGAUCCGUCUGACAUACAAUCUGUCAUCACAACUAUCAAUGGAUAUAGCUCCUAUGCAGAUGAUGUGUAUGUAGAUACCAAUAAGAUGUGGUUUGCUGCCAUAGGAGCAAAGAUAUUCCCCAGUCUUCGAAUGGACGUUGAGAUUAUCUCUAUUGACCUAUCAGGUGAGUUUGUGAUGAUAUUAUAUUAUCUUUUAUGUUGGAUAUCACUGCAUUUUCAAUGUUACGAUCCUUGCAUCCAACGAAACCCGUGCGUCUAUGGUGACUGUCGUCCCAUUGGACAAGGACAGUACAAGUGUGAAUGCCAAGAUCAUUAUGAUGGGAUCCAUUGUGAUGAACCAAGUCCUAUUUGCCAGAAUAUGACAUGGAUUUCUCCUCGGUUUGAAAGAGUCGAAUUCCCGGUAGGUGGAAACGGAACAUGGGCAAAUUCAACAGGAAUGUGUCCAUUCAACACUUCUCAAGCCAAUGAACCCAUCGGACGGGCUCUGUGUAUCGGCGAUGGUAUUACCCAGACCCAGUGGCGACCCGUGGAUAAUUGCGGACCAUUUAGAACUGUCACAGAUAUUCUCACCGAAAUGUCACAGGUAAUCAUAAGUGAGGAAAACGCCGAUGAAGUGAGCCAGCAAGUAUCAUCUGUUACUUCCAACAUCGAAGAUAUCACAUCAGAUGACAUCAUGUUUGUGGCAGAGAUAACAUCAAACAUUGUGCAGCAGAAUCUUACAACUGAAGAGGUAACAGAGUCUAUAACGAGUAUUGCGAGCAAUAUUGCUCAGGUAAAAACAGAGGAACUUGAAGCCGCUGAGGGAGAAGGUGGGGCAAUAAGUAAAUUCAUCCAGGCUUUUGAGGAACAAAUCAGUCGUGUUGAGGUAGCCGAUGGUGGGAUGCUCAACAUUCAGCAGCCAAAUGUAGCCGUACAGGUCCGAAGUGUACUUGCUGACGACUUGAUGCGUGGUCUCGUGCUUUCGCUAGCUGGAUCCAGUCUUUCAGACCUGACCAAGUCCAAUAUUACCAUUAAUGCUCCAACCCAAGAUGACCGCGAUGACGUCAUUGCUACCAGACCAGACAUCAUCGCUCAGGUCAACAUUCCACCUUCAAUUUCAUCCGUCAUUUCGUCCACGGCCCUACUCUCAGGAUCGCCUUCAAAUGGCAGUGGUGAAUACGUCCGGGUCAUCUUCAAUGUAUUUUCAACUCCAACCCUGUUCAUUUCUAAAUCAUUGCGCACAAUUAGUGCAGAUAAUGAAGGCUUUAAUCGAUCGGCUAAUUCGCCCGUGAUCUCUCUCAGUAUUGGUCAAGGAAAAGUAGCAGCCUUGACCGAAUCCAUCAACUUUACCUUCACUACAAUAAAGUCUGGAUACAUGAAUCCCAUGUGUUCAUUCUGGGAUGAGGUGGAGGAAGAUUGGUCCCAGGAUGGAUGUGUUCUUGUUUCUGGAUUCGCAUCAACUGAUGAUGAGCGCUAUGAUGAGGAAGGCGUGCGCUGUGCGUGUGAUCAUCUUACCAACUUCGCUGUUAUAAUGGAUACCCACAGACAGGAGGAUUCAUUAAUUGAGACAAACAACAUCCUGACUUACAUUGGAUGCUGUAUUUCUAUCUUCAGUCUUCUUGUCACAUUGGCAACCUACCUGUGGAACAAGGAUUUGAGGACCAAACAGCCUAACCAGAUCUUCAUCUGUCUGUGCCUGACCCUGCUGUGUCUCUACACGACAUUUGUCAUCAUGAUCUCUCUGGAUUCUAUCAGAGGUUAUCGUGAGGUCCAAGCUGGACCCUGUGGUUUCCUGACGGCCCUAGUUCACUUCUUCGUUUUGUCCUCCAUUGCAUGGAUGGGUGUGGAAGGGUACAAUACCUACAUCAUCAUCAUUGUGAAGAUUGUUAACACCUACAUCCAGAAUUUCAUGAUCAAGGCAUCUUUAGCUGCAUGGGGAAUUCCUGCUUUCAUCGUGGUUCUUACCGGAGCUAUUGCUAGAGGCUCUUAUGCUCAUGAUGAUCUAUGCUUUCUGCAAUUCUGGGCUCAAAUUGGUGGUCUACUGAUUCCCAUGUCCAUCAUUCUCCUUAUCAACAUUGUCAUCUUCAUCCUGGUGGUUCGAAAAGUGCUCCGGUCAGCCAAUAUCGCUGGUCAAGUUGAAAGAGAGGCUACGAUAGAACGUCGAGAGACUAUCGAACGCGUUCAGAACGCGAUCUGCAUCUUGUUCCUGCUCAGUCUGACCUGGGUCACCGGAUAUCUUCUUUUGAUCCCAUUAUUCAGUCAGGUGGCUCAGCCGAUUUUCGUCGUUCUUAACUCCUUCCAAGGAUUUUUCAUCUUUCUACUCUACUGCGUCCGGAAGCCUCACAUCCGUAAGCAAUUGCGGCUAACUUGUUUUGACAAGUUCCUAAAGAAAGAAGCAAGCACUUCCAGCGGUGUGCCUACGAAAGACGACAAUUCCGAUCCUGUGUGUAUGUUCAACCCGACCUAUGAUGCUAGCCAGGUUGAGGAAAGGGUCACACCACCUAUGAACAAAGAUAUCCAAAGUUCCACCGAGGAACAGAAGAAGGACACGGAUCGGGAUGCAACAGGCACUGAUGUCGGGACGGUAAGUCUCCAUAUUGAUGCAUCUGUCACAAAAUCCACUAAGAGAGAUGAUGAUGUUUCCUCCAUCACGGAUGAUGAAACCCUCAGUGCUACUGUCGAUUCAACUGAUGUCAGGAAAGCUACUGAGGGCACCGAUGAUGUUGCUUCCACCAACAAUGAUGCUGCUGCAGGUCUCCCUAAGGAUGCUGCGGAUGGCACCAUCCACAAUGAGAGGAGUGAUGAUGAUGCUUCUGCAUCAAGUGAUGCUUCCGUCAAUCUUCCAAUUGAUUCAACGGACGUCAGCAAAGGAAAUUAGAGCAGUGACAUAGAUGCCAGGGGCACUACCGAUUUUGCAACGGCCACUUGCUCAGUUAAGGUUUUGACUGUAGCGAUGCAUUCAUUCUUACUGAUUAAAAAAAUGCUUAUUCAUGUAAGCCACAAGAAGGUCUUAUUAAGAGAGCAUGAUCUAAUAUAUUGGCAUACUAGGCAGGGAAGGGGUGGGCUGGGCAUCAGAUGACCCGCCCCCCCCCCCCCCCCCUUUCCCUAUAAUUUUCAAUUACAAAUAUUCCGUUAAAAAAAUGUUCGAGUACUGUGUGAUCAAUUUGUUAUGUUAUUAUCUUUAUUGUAUUUCACAUUUAUAUGUAUGGUAGAUUGUCGAAGUAAUCAUGGUCAUAAUGAUUAUUGUGUAAUGAUACUUUGUGGUGUAUUACUCAGAGAAGAGGUCUUUUCAUUGUCUUAAAAACUAUAAUGAUGAUAAUGAUGGUACGAUGGUUUUAUUUUUCAAUUCUUCUUAGUCAUUUUUAGUCAUGACUUAAUUUAUAUCAAUAUUUCUAUUGCGAAACGAAAUUUGACAACAAAGGUUGCAUAGCUUAAAUCGAAGUUCCGAAAUGGCUGUCCUUUUUUAAAAACAUUUUGGCAAAGGUUGAAAGAAUUUUUUCCGUCAGGAAUCGAUUCGGGUCACUCGCUUAGAACGCUAAUGCCUUAACCACUAGACCACAGAGACGGGCCAGUGGCUGCGGCGACACACGGUUUAAAUUGACCGACAGAUUGCUCAAUCUCGAACCUUCAUUUAUUAAUUCUUUUGCUGGGGGCCGCAUGACUCAGCUCGAGGCGAAUGCCUUUAGAUACACGUAUAAGUUAGAAAAAUUGUAAACAAAUGUAAGAAAAUAACCUACACAACCGCUUUGGCAAAUCUCUUGGAAAGAUAUAUAAUCAUGUAUAUGUAUAUAUAUGUUUGUGUGUGUGUGUUUGUAUAUAUAUAUAUAUGUGUGUAUUGAACCAUGAACUAAGAUCAAGUUCUACAAUUAACAGAUUUAAAUCAAUGUACAACAAAGGUAUUUUUCAAAGAAAGAUAUCCAUGGUUGAGUAGGUAUUUCUCUUUUCCUUCUUUCUUCCACUUGUAUUUAAUUCGAAACCUUCUUUAUGAAUGUGUAAAUGUUUGGUGCAUGGUUUGGUCGGUAUGUGCGUGUUUGUUAUAUGCAAGUCUUUUACUUUUAAUUAAUUUUGUUCAUUAUUUUGUUCUUGUUUGUUAAAGGGCCCCGAUCACAAGCAAAACUCUGCUUCCUAGGGAUCAUAAUCAUUAGAUUGUAUAUUGUCAUUUUAAAUUGUUUUAUAAAGGUUAAAAAAAGAUUUAGAUUAAAUGUUUACAUAUAAUUGUGUGUAGUAUGUAUAUAUAUAUAUAUAUAUAAAUCCUGCGGCGGUUGACGACAUAAUAUACAGUCAAGUGAAGAAUAUUAUAAUGAAAAAUCGUAGGAUAUACAAAAUAUACAAAUUUUCGGCUUUAAACCUUUGUCAAGUAAUGACAAAUUUAUCCAAAACCAGCUUUCUUACAAACUUAAAAUAUAAUCUCUACGGUUGAUGCCUCUUUUAAUACAUGCAGUCCUUGAAGUUACCUUGUUGCUCCAUGAUUAUACUGUUUAUAUCGUUUCAUGAGGUUUUAACUUUUAAUAUCUUAGUAGAAAUUGAUUUCACCGGUUUUACUCGGAAAGUGUACUUUAUUCUAAAAAAAUCGUUGUAUUCGUUACUGAUUUUGUUAAAGUUUAAACUUCAUUGUUCAGGAUGUCCCUGAAAAAAAGGAGACAUAAAUGUUUCAUUAAACUACUCAAAAUUCGUUGGUUAAUCUUCAUACAGCUGUAUUCAAGGUUAAUUGUCUCUAAGCCCUCUACGUUAUAACCUACACGAAUUGAUGAGGAAAUAUCAUGUAAUAAACUUACAGGAACGUACAUAAUGCAAGACAUAAAGACAAAUUGACAUGUGACGACAUUAAUAAUCACAAGAGAAAUAUCUGUUUCCAUUUACUGUGUGCAAAGUAGGUCUUUAGGCUAGCCUUAAAGGUAUUCAAAUAAAGGACGAUAAUAUCAGGCGUAUGAGUAUCGAUAAAUAAUAUUCCCAAAUCAUUCGUCUUUUAAAAACAACUAUCCUCGACUUGUUUUCUGUCAAUGCCCCUUCAGACCGUCUGAAGUCAGCCAACUGUGAUUUAAUAAUCCUAUUCUUAUUGUCAUUAUGAUUAAAAGGAAUAUGAGCUUUUCAUUGAUGUAUAUGUGAGGUGGUCGAGAACUCGAAAUCAAUGACAGACAGAUCAUACAUACAUGUACAUCGCAUUUCUCUUUCCUUUUCCAUUUGGUAAGCAGAGUAAUCCAACUAAUCAAUAGCCAUGAACACGUGAGAGGCUUCCUCAGCUAUGAUUGGUCAGCGAGAGCUGGAGGGCGAAAGUGUUUCUUUCGUUCUUUUCGUCACCGGCUUCUCGUGGUCACCAACGCCGGACAUGCUGAUUGGCUGAAUGGCCUUUGCGACGGCAGGAGGGCGGGACGUGUUUUGAGACAAGUCUCGUCCCCAGCUGGUCCUAGACACUUCAGUUGAUCGAGACAAAUGGCACCUGUGAGAUGGCCAAGCAAAGAGUCUUUAUUAGUAGUAACCAGUAACAGACACAUUACAUAUCACUAAUGCCGAUAAUCAUGGAGAUCAUGCAUUCCC